Messenger RNA from Toxoplasma gondii ME49, 1266 nucleotides. RefSeq lists its product as hypothetical. The record is from RefSeq and is a predicted model, not a curated record. NCBI's taxonomy places the organism in Eukaryota, Apicomplexa, Conoidasida, Eucoccidiorida, Sarcocystidae. The coding region runs from base 1 to 1266 and encodes 421 amino acids. The transcript has 3 exons.
AUGGCGGGGAAGAGCCUGGAGGCUCGCUGCCUCCUCACCAUGAAGAGAAGGUUCGUCGCCUCUCCAGUUUGCUACAAAUCCUUUCUUCCUUCAUCUCUUCUGUCUUCACUUUCUUCUCCUUCUCACUCUGCCUAUCCUCCCUCCGCUUCUCCUUCUUCUUCUUCUUCUCACUCUCUCUCUUGUCCACCUCACUCCCUGUCCUCUCCUUUCUCGCUCUCUUCUCGCUCUCUUUCUUCUUCUUCUCCUCUUCGCUCUUCUCCUUCGUCUUCUCGCUCUUCUCCUGCUUCUUCCAGUUCGUCUCCUCCCUCGCCUGCGUUUCCUGCGGGGUCUGUUGUGUCUGCUUUCUGUGCUUCUUCACUCGCUGCUGUCUUCGCUCUCCCGGGCGCUCUCUCUGGACUCGGGAGAGACAGGCUCUGGGCUUGUGUCUCUUCGCGCUCUGUCUCCUUCAAGAACCGCGCCGAGUGGCGCGCCUUCAUGCGCCUUCCGCCGAAAUCUCGAGUGGAGCCCCGGCGCCCAAUUCCGCGCAUCUUUCCUUGGCGCAUGGCUCAUAAUCCCUUGCCUAGGCGGUACCCUCUGUACAAACAUCGAACGCUUUUUCUUCCUCUCUCUCUGCCCUCUUACUCCCCGCAGCCGGCCAUCUCAGGUGUCGCUGUUGCUCCUCUCACCAUCACAACCAAUGCUGCUCAGCUUCCGCGAACUUUGCUUUUGCAAAGUGCCGUCCGGCAACUGCGUCCGCUCUCUGCUCCUCAGUCGCCGUCUCCUUCUUCUCCGCAGUCGUCGCCUUCUCAGGCUUCCUCGGAGCCGUCGUUUCCGUUGAACUUGCCUGGCGUUCUUCGGGAAGGGGGUCUGCGCAGGCGAGAAGGCGCUCGCUCUUCUUCCUGGCUUGCCUCGCUGGCGACUUCGCUCCAGGACGACGCGGCGCAGCUCGCCGGACAGUGCUUCCCGAGUGCGUCUCCGAAUAUAAGCCGACCCGCGAGCUGCGCCUUCGCGGGGACGUUUCUUGCGGUCUACUCGUCAGACGAGUUUCCGGCGAUCUGCGUCGUGCGCGAGGCUCUGGGGAGAGUUGCGCCUGGCGUCCGGCUGGCUCUGCGGCAAGAGGCGGGUGAGGGCCUUCUGAAGAUCUUUCGUGACGACGGCAUGGCGGUGUUUGUCAAAGACGAGGUGAAUCGCCUGGACAGAACUCGGAAAACUGCUCUCGCAAAGAGAGAGGCGGGCAGGGCCGCGGUGCAGAGCAUUCUUCUCGCCUGCGGAGUCGCCGUUGGUUAG